Messenger RNA from Motacilla alba alba, 1215 nucleotides. RefSeq names its product serine/threonine-protein kinase pim-1-like. The transcript has 6 exons. NCBI's taxonomy places the organism in Eukaryota, Metazoa, Chordata, Aves, Passeriformes, Motacillidae. Gene Ontology annotation, cellular component: cytoplasm. The record is from RefSeq and is a predicted model, not a curated record. Gene Ontology annotation, biological process: protein autophosphorylation. Bases 1 to 1041 code for a protein of 346 amino acids. Gene Ontology annotation, molecular function: ATP binding; protein serine/threonine kinase activity.
AUGUCCUACCAUGCCACAGUAAAAGCAGGUGGUGAAUCCGCUGCGCCGCUCGGCAGCGCGGCCGCCGGCCCCGAGCCUCCCGUGUCCCGUUCGAAAGAGCGAACGUCGGGGGAUGGCCGGCCCGGGGCGGUUGAGGGGCGCUCGGGGGCCGGUGCUGGCCCCGGGCCGAGCGCUGACAGCCGCGUCCCGCCCGCAGGGAAGGCGCAGGAGGCUCUGCUGCAGCGCUACCGGGUGGGUUCGCUGCUGGGGCGCGGCGGCUUCGGCAGCGUCUUCUCGGCCACGCGGCUCUCGGACGGCGCCCCGGUGGCCAUCAAAAGGGUGCCGCGGAACCGCAUCCGGCACUGGGACGAGCUGCCCGACGGCACCAGCGCACCCCUGGAGAUCGUGCUGCUGGCCAAGGUGUCCACCGGCUUCCCUGGUGUCGUGCAGCUGCUGGAGUGGCUCGAGCUCCCCAACAACAUCGUGAUGGUGCUGGAGCGGCCAGAGCAAUGUCAGGACCUCCUGCGUUUCAUUCGGGCACGGGGGUUCCUGUGCGAGGAGGUGGCGCGGGAGCUGUUCCGCCAGGUGCUGGAGGCCGUGCGGCACUGCACCAGCUGCGGGGACCUGCACCGCGACAUCAAACCAGAGAACAUCCUGGUUGACCUGGCCAGCGGGCAGGCCAAAUUGAUUGACUUUGGCUGUGGCACCUACCUGCAAGACACAGCCUACACUUACUUUGCAGGAACACUGUCCUACAGUCCCCCGGAAUGGACCCGCUUGGGCUGGUACCACGGCGAGGCAGCAACGAUCUGGACGCUGGGCAUCCUGCUGCACCAGAUGGUCUGCGGGAAGCACCCUUUCAGGAGGGGCCGGAACAUCAGCCGGGGCCAGCUCUCGCUGCCACCACGGCUCUCUCAAGGUGGAUCCUCUUCUCUGCGCACGGGGGGAAUACCCGUGCCGGGAGGCAGCAGCGGGCUCCUGGGCAUCGCGCUCUGGCAGCUGCUGAGGAGGUGGCCCAAGUCCUGCUCUCCUCCAAAGCAAAGAGCUGAUGGGAAAGUUUAGGCCCAGCUCUGAGCGCAUCCAGAAUGGCCUGGGCAUGGGAGUAGUGGGGCAAAGCAGACAGGAGCCUGCUCUAGCUGACCGGCAGUUUGUGGUUUCUCUCGCCAGCAUGCCAAGAUCUGAUCAGGCGGUGUUUAUCCAUGCACUUCUUGGACAGGCCCUCAUUAGAAGACCUGU